This is a messenger RNA of Pocillopora meandrina, 363 nucleotides long. The record is from the annotation of a GenBank genome assembly. Lineage: Eukaryota; Metazoa; Cnidaria; Anthozoa; Scleractinia; Pocilloporidae.
UGGCUUUGCAGAACAUGCUACAAAUACUUAAUAAAGAAUAAAGUUCCUCCUACUGCUAUUUUAAAUGGAAUGCAAUUUCCAAAAAAACCAGAUUUUUUUGACUUGAAUGAACUUGAAUGUAGACUUCUUGCACCAAGACUUGCAUUUCAAAAAUUAAUGCAAGCUCCAAGGGGAAGGCAAUUCAAAAUUCUUGGAAAUGUAGUUAAUGUAGUGGCAGAAGUAUCCAAUACUGUUAAUGUGUUACCAAGGUUACCCAGUGAUACUGGUACAAUUAAAGUAAAUUUAAAGAGAAAAUUACAAUACAAAAGUUCAGCCAUGUCUUUCAAUGUAAGACCGCAUAAAGUUAUUCAAGCAGCUAACUGG